AUGUUAAAUCCGAGUCUAACGCCUGUCAAAGAAAACUGCCCUCAGUUGCUGCUCAACAAAGUUCAUUCGAAACGUGCUCAAUGGUACAGUCCAUGCAAGAAUUUUCCUAAGUUACCUCUUUCUCCCGAACCGGAUCCACCUACUCUGAAAUUGACUCAUUUUGCCGCGGUUCCUAAGAUAUCCUUUGGAACUGUGAAAGUCGGAGGCAGCAAAACAGAGCCGUUCGUGGUACAAAAUCCACAUCCAUUGAGCCAAACUUUGGUCAUAGAGAAAUUUCCAAAGGACAGAGGUUUUACUCUAGAUCUGAAUGGAAAUGGCAUGGCAGAGGACUCUCAGGGAAACUGUAUAUCGAUCCCAGCAAAUGAAGAAAUAUUUCUGUCGAUAAAAUGGGAACCAAGGGAGAGUGGAAGCUGCCGCGAGGUAAUUCUAUUCAAGUGGGACAAUUCUCCCCGACUGCAAGUUGUAGUGUUUGGGACGGCUUUGGGUCCAAAGAAGAUGAAAUCAGCUACUAAAAAGAUCGUCAAGAAAUCCGGACCAACAAAGAUCAGCGAAAGACCUCAAGGGAGCAAGGUAAUUGGAAACAAAUAGAUCGGGAUUAUUUCAUAACUGAUUGGAAAUGAUAGAGCAGAAACUAAAGAAAGUGCUGAGAACUGGUUACCUUCGGUACACAUUUACUAUUUUACAGGAAGACUGAGAAAGUUAGGCCUGAUAUCAUAUUCAAAUGCGACAGGCAUUUCAGAUAGAACUAGGAUCUGCAUCAUUGAUGGUGCCCUCUGAGGAUAUAUAGAAAACUUAAGCACUAUGAUCAUUUUGAGUCAUGCUCCACAACAUACCCAUACAUUGAUGUGUGUGAGUGCAGAGACUAGAUUUUGACCGUAGAUCUCAUUUUAACCAAGUUUUCAAAACUUAGUAACUAAAGUAAUAACUGAAUAUGAAAGCGAUCUUCCCAGUAAUUAACAUUACUUAAACAGUAGUGAACAUAAGGCCUGAGAAACAUUAAGGCCUGUACAGGAUUUGAUCCCUUGAUAUUUGCAAUACUGGUGCAGUACUCUACCAAAUGAGCUAACAAGUCAACUACCAGAUGGUCAUUAUGUUGACAGUUUGUAAUAAACCUGUGAAGUGAUGAAGUCAUUCACAGUAAAGUAAUUACAAACAGAAGCCAAUCAGAACAAAGAACAAUGCAACAAGAACUCAAUGAGAGCUCAAAGUGAAAACAAGUAUACUUCCUGAUAUGUGAUAAGAAGUGAGAAACCAAGCAAUUGGUUUUAGUUUUGCAUCUGAUUGGUCAAUUGGGUGUUGCAUCUGAUUGGUCAAUUGGGUGUUGCAUCUGAUUGGUCAAUUGGGUGUUGCAUCUGAUUAGUCAAUUGGGUGUUGCAUCUGAAUAGUCAAUUGGGUGGCACUGUAGAGUUCUUGAUCAAUCACAGAGUAAAGCAAAAAUAAUAUCAAUCAAUUGAAAGUUGCUGAAAUUCAAUCUGUAUUCAGGUUGUUUGAGACUAUUGGCUUGUUGACUCCCUUUACCCCUAACUACAAGAAAGAGCCUAGCGCAGGCUAACCUUGUAUGUAAUUGUAAUCAAUCAAGGAUCAAUUAAAUUUUUCAUGAAACAACUUUGUAUUUUUUAUCUCUUAUGAUUUCAGAAAGUUGCAAGAGCCAUCCUUCAACCAAGCCAAAUUCCAAAUACUGUUGAUUCAAAGGAAAAAAGCACAAAAGUCACUCACAAGCUUGACGGUGAAAAAAUUGGUUGUGCAAAUGCACCUGUGGAAAAUUCACUAGAAGAGAACUUGCGACGUGAUACAUACCUUGUCACAAAUAAUGGAAGAUAUAAACCAGUUUGUAAGACGUCUCCAAAUACUUGUACUCCUAAACUUACAAAGCCUGCAACAAAGCCAGUUAAUGGAAAAAAGAAAAGAGUAGUAGUAGCAAAGAAGAUUUCUCCUGUCUCUGGUAACUUUGGUUGAUUUUUGUAUUACAUCUUAUGUAAAGUCACCCAUAUUAUAAUUUGUUUCCUUUUUUCAUUUUUUUUAUGGAGAGAGGGUGGAGAAUCAAGCAUAUGAUUUCUUUUAUAAAUUAUGUGGAUUUAUCAGAUCAAUAGAGAAAUUGAGUUGUUUAUUAUUAUCAGCAUGCAUAGGUUUUUCAACGCUUUGGUUAUCUUUGAAUUGACCUGGUAAUGGAAGUUAUCAUUUGUAUGUUUAUUACAUUUCAACCCAAUUUUUUUACAGGUGCACUGACAAAGAAGUCAAAACAUAAAGUGAAAUUGAAAGUUGCAGCCAAGGGAGUUGCUCAAAGAAAACUGCAGCUAGUUGAAACCCCCAACAAUAAGCUUCCACGGCACCCAAUGCCGUUUGCAGCAAAGAACAUGUAUUACGAUGAGAGGUGGAUUGAGAAGCAAGAGGAAGGUAUAACAUAUGGAACACCAGUAUUACUACACCUAAAUGUUUACACUCCAUACCCCAAACCUCCUGCAAAUCAAACCCUUUCAAUGUUAUACCCAGAUGUUACACAUAAUAUGAUCAGUUGGUUUAGGUCAUGGUUCUUUUGUUUCAAUUUCCUGAAGGCUACCACUUCUACUCCACUGAGUAUUCUUACGAUUUAAGGAAGUAGACAAAGACUUAAAGAAUUUAUAACUUUGGUUGUGAAUUGGGAUUUUGAAGUUGCAAUGUUUGGUACCCAAUUUUUACAACAAAUGGAAAGUGUACCUGCACAAUUAUUUUCAAAAAAUUUUGUUUGAGAAGAAAUGUAUGUUGCAUACUAUCUAAAAUUAGAUAAUGGCUAAUUUUCUCAUCAAUCUUCAAUAUGAUUAUCAUAAUAUUAUAUGUAAAACAUCCAUAAGGUCAUUGAAAUUUCUAAAAAAAAAAUUCCCAAGUGUUAAGCUUCUGCUUAAAUCUACCAGAGGAAAUGUGCAGUUGGGUUUGGUAUGAGAGAGUUUUAGCCUGACAUUAUUUUGUUGUUUUCCAGGUUUCACUAAAUGGCUCAACUUUGUACUGACACCACCUGAUGUAACAGACUCUGCUGUACAAGCUGAUGCCAGUAGAGGUAGCUUUGCAGUGUACUCAAGCUUACUGUAUAGUACUGAACCAGAAAAUUACAAGCCAGGAAUAGGUCUUUUUGAAAGCCUUUCUGAAUAUGUGUUUACUUUAUAAAGAGGAUACUGUUUAUAAAUUGAAUGAUCUUGUGUUGGCACUCCUAGUCCAUAACUGAAUUUAUAAUGAUUAACUAAUUAUUAUUUGCUUAUUGAUUGAUCUCUUUGACUGGUUUGGACUAAUUGAAUGUGUCCCAGUAGCUAGAGGAACACCUUAAGAAAAUGGGCACGAUUUUUUUUUUAUUUAUAUAUUUCAUUAUUAUUAUUUUUUUAGUUCAUAUGGUAGGAAAUAUGGUCCUUGGAGGUACUCAAGACACAAAGAAGUCUCAACCUUUGGCCCCAACUAAAGAGGCCCUCUCCUUACGUGCCUACACUGCUAAGCGUAAGAUGGCCCAUUUGAGAAGGUGUGCCUGUUUGUUGUACCAAUCAGAACCCUUGGGGUACAUAAUCAGAAAGAUUGAAGCUGAAGUGGAAAAUGGACGACUUGCCAUCAGACCAGAAAAAAAGUUACAUGCAGAUUUAGGUUGGUUUAUACAAAUUAAGUAAAAAUGGUAAAUCAAGAAUUGUCAUAUAGACACAUGUAAACCAGACAUACUUUAUAGGUCGAACUGUCAAACUUUGACAACAGUGAGCCUAUGAAAUAUUUAUAAGUUUAUUUUUGUUAUGAUCUGUUUCAUUUAUUAUGAAAACAUGCAAAGGAACCACAAAUUCACAAACUAGUAACUGUCAUUGCAACUCCCAGUAUAACUUUCUCUCAUCUGAUUGGUUUUUGAUCAACAGAAUAGCCUAUUAGAAUAUGCCAUAUGUAUUUUAAUGAACCUUUUGUGUUUGACAAUAAUCCAUUUUCAUAUUUUUGUUUCCAAAUAAUGAAUACAUUUGUAAAGAAGUCUUGCUGAAUUUAUUAGUGUUGCAACCCUAUUUCCCUUAAUGCUGGAAAAAUUUCUUUGGAAAAAUGCAGGUUUGGGAUGAUUAGUGAGAGGGUUCAAAUUUGUACCCUCUGAAAGCUUUUCAGUACCCACCCUUGCUCCAAUUGAAGGAACUUUGAAGACAUCACUUUAUCUUAUGCAUUUUUAGGAAUCAAGAAGCAAGUUGCUGACAUGAUCCUGUCCUACAACUCCUUAUGGCUACGGAUUGGACUUGAGGUAUAAUGACCUCUCCAACUAAUUAACUGUGCUGUGUGACUGAUCUUGAAAACUGGCUUCACCUUCUUUGCCAACCUGAUGCAGAGAAGUAGAACAGUCCACCACAAAGCUUGGUUUUUAUGGUGUUUUCAAAUUGUAGUCUGCAAUCUGUUUGUCAAAAUGCCUUUCAGAUGUUUGAUUAUUGAUCACCAUGCAGAAAUUUUCACAACUGAAAACAUAAAAGGUGAAGAUUGUGUGCUGUUGAGAUCUGCUAACUUUCCUCUUCCAAGACAAAGUUCUUUUUCUCUCUUCUUUAGCCUUUUCAGGAUUUCAAGUGUUUAAAUCCUCGUUCUUUUUCUCAUGUGUUUCAGACCAUAUUCGGUGAAAUUCUCCCUAUCCACUCAAAUGAUGACGUAAGUGGGCUGAGGCGUUUUAUCACAGACAGAUUACUUGGUAACCCGGAUAUUGCCAGUGCAUUUGCACAUCCACAGGUGCCAGGGUUGUAUCGUGAAGGUAAAUCCAAAAGGCUAAAAAAAAUUAAAAUCAACCUUUUUUCUGUUUUAAUCUGUGCUUACAAAGGUGUUGAAAAACUUACAAGAAAUAAGAAUUCCACGAUGUCAUUUUCCAGGCCUGGAAAGUCAUGAAAUUUGAUUGCAGGUCGAAGGAAGUUAUGAAAGAUAAUUUAAAAUACUAUUUUGAGUACAGCAUCAUUAUUUGAUCGCAUUCUUAUCUUCUUGGAAACUACUUUUCGGUAGAGGGUCAUGGAAAAUCUCUGACAGGUCCAUGUAAAGGUCAUGGAAAGUCAUUGAAUUUUAUGAUUUUGAAAAAAGUACGAACCCUGUUGUGCCUUCGUGACAAGCUUUAGUUCUUCAUUUUCUAAACCGUCAAGUUGAUAGCGGAGCUCGCAGCGCGCGCAGCGAAACUCCAUAGCUAGGAACAUUCGGCGACCUGAGAAACGAAAAUAAAUUUUCAAUUUUAACAGGAGUGCGGCCGUCCGACGACUAUGCGUCCACGAAAUAGGCUUUUUUUAGCGCACGUGACCAGCUACAUUGUGGAAACAUCCACAAAGCGUUACUCUUUUCAAUAGACGACGUCGGUAAGAGCCCCUUGCAUUCUGUUUUUGCUACCCCUACAGGUUACGUAGAGCAGCUGGGAAAGUUUACUUUGAAGAAGUUUCUCCUUUUGGUGUUGUUCUUGGAUCGUGCGAAAUUGACACGGCUGAUUGAUCAUGACCCGUGUCUCUUUAACAAGGACGCCUCAUUCAAGGUUUGUGCCCGCACAUAUACGAAGUAGGCUGUUUAUUUACCACAGGUUUCGCGUUACAAACAGCUCGUGCAAAGGAAGGAAAAUCAAGUUUUGUGCGAUCAUCAGUCAUGAAUUUGCAUGCCAUUAUCUCAAACUUUACCGAGUGUUAUUGUACUGACUUGAAUUUACAAAGAGUCCUAUCAAUUAUUUCUGUUUGUUUUUUUGUUUUUUUUAGUCAAACCGCAGUCUUCUACUAACGUUCUCCCGCGAGUAUCUUAAGGGAGAGGGUGACGUGACGAAGCACCUGAACUUCUUGGGUUAUUCGGUCACUCAUUCUCAGGUAACAAUAUCCUCGUGAAAAAUUAUAAAUCGACUUCAGAUAUUUUAAACUGGGCAUUUGAAUAAAAAGUUCAUUAAGAUUUCAAUUUUAAAAUGUUUUGCCCUCCAGAGACCGAUCGACGAAGUGGAUUACGCUGUGAAGAACAUUGCCACAGAUCUGAGAGACGGUCUGCGUCUAACGUGAGUAGUUUCGGUAUUACCAAACUAGGUACCUAUGCUGCAAUAUCAAGUUUUGAAUUCUCUACAACACAAAUCACCGUUUAGGUGAAAAGAAAUACCCAGAGAUGAACUGUUGUUUUCUUUUUCAUGCUGCAGGCGAGUGGUGGAGCUCUUAACCCAUGAUUGGCAGCUGUCAGCAAGUCUCCGUGUUCCGGCUAUUUCCAGAUUACAGGUGAAUUAGCAAUAGUUAGUAAUAACAGAACUAUUUUCGAUUAAGUUUGGAAAGUCAUACGGGAUUGCUUCAGUUUUACUUUGGUUCGCUCUGUGAUUAGUUCAUAAAACUCGCGCUUCUUUCUCAAUCAGUCAGAUUAAAAACUAGAAGGAACCCAUCAAAACUUAGUUAAUCGAGUUUUUCCUCGAGCGGUUUGCUUAUUUUUUUACUUAAACUACUUAUUGAUUCCUCUAUAAAGUCAGGCAAAAAUCUUCAUUUGUAAGCGCCACAUAACUCUUGGUCAGUGUUUGAGUAUUUUUCAUCCUUUUUGUUUUCAGAAAAUCCACAAUGUAGACCUUUUUAUGAACGCAUUGAAACAAAGAGGCAUUCUUGUCGGAGGAAUUCACGGUAAAACUGUUUGUUCGUGUGUGAAAUAACGCAUAAAAAAGCACGAUGCAGUCAGUAGCCUAGAUUUCACUUUCUUUUUAUCUCCAUCAGAUCGCUUGUUUUGCGGACAAUGGAAUAGUAUUAAGUAUUAGUAUUAAGUUUUAAAUUAAGGAUCUGCGCGUUUGCCUCCCGCCUUCUCAUCGUACUUGCGCCGCUUCAACUUCUAGCCAGCCUAUUUAUCCGUUUGUCUUUUUGUUGUGCUCCUGACUCGCUUUCUCUAUCAUGGUGAAGGAGAGAGACACAUUCUGCUAGAAUCACAAAACUGCUUCUCCUGCAGGUUAAAUUUUAAUGUUACUUUUUUCAGGGGGUGCUACUGAUGCGCGCCAUAUCGUGGAUGGACACCGAGAGAAAACGCUUACUUUGCUGUGGCAGAUGAUUUUUCACUUUCAGGUAAGUUUUAGUCGAAAAAACGUCAGGUUCUUAUCUUGUGCCGUAUGUUACUUCAAAUGAUCCCAUUUUUUAUACCAUCGAGUGACUGCCACCGCAGUAAAAUCCCCGCCCCUCACCCUAGGAACUCGUCAAGUUCCCCUGACGUUUCCUUAAUGACUGUUGAUACUCCUGUGUGGGGUGGGCACUGUGAGAGCAAAGGAUCUUGUCCAGGAGGGUCUCGCCUAGUUCAAUGCACAUUUCAUCGCUGACUUGCACUUUAAUGUAUUUUUUUAUAUGAUAUUAUAACGAGUUUCUUCAUUUGUUUUUCUUCAACUUCACCCUGUAAUUUCUCUGAAAACCUUUUAACAGGUAAAUGUUCUUCUGAGCGAAAAACUUCUUCAGGAGGAAAUAGCCCAUUUAGAGAGUACCAGGCUUCUCCGCGAUCAGUUAACUGCUGCGGAGAACUGGAUUGAGGGAGACGAAGCAGAUUUUGUAGGAAAACGCCGGGAUUCUUCAGACCUGUAUUUCCAGUCAGACCGGCUGCGCUUGCUCUUUAAAUGGUGUAAGAUGGUUUGCAGAUUGUACGGCUUGAAGGUAAUAAUGUAACUUACAUUUUACUAUGCUUUAGUUGAAAGCGUAUAUUGCAUAGAAAGGUUUUCAGCUUUGUCGUCAAAGUUAACAAAAAUCAAUAAAGAAUGCAAACGAGUUUCAUGGUCACUAUUAAGUGAUUUUGUUUUUCAUUUUUUUAGAUUGAGAACUUCACUGUUUCAUUCUCGGAUGGUCGUGCUCUGUGUUUCUUACUCCAUCAUUAUCACCCCUCGCUACUCCCCCGGUCACAUAUCAAAGAACAAACUAGCUUGACCUGUAAUCCGGGGGUACAUGAUACAAGUGACAGUGAGGCUGAGGAAGGAAUGGUAGUGAACUCGUGGACUGCAAUAUUCAGCCCCGGUAAGUUUGAGAAUUUCUUCUUGACUUCAGUUCCAUAUUUUAACUACAUGCUAGACAAUUUAGUUUGGCUUGCCUUUGAGAAAGUAGUAAAUUUUAUCUCACUGAGGUGAUCAUAAAGUUAUCAAAAGUCUCCAUUCCCUUUUAUUCUUUCAGGUUGCGGAACAAAUACGUUUUUAGAGGAACUGAAGAGUAAUGAGCGCGAAAAUUUUCGUACAAUGGCGGAGAAGGUGAGUACAAGUUUCCAAAUUCCACAAAUCUCAUUUUGUAGUUUACUAUCUUUUUCCAAGUCUGAAAGAUGUUUUCGGUCUAUAAAAAUUUCAUAUUUCGGAAGAAAAUAAUUUUCGUCUGCUUCAAGUAAAAGACGAUUUAAAGAACUUUCCGAUUACUACCCCAAGGUUUGAACUGAUCAUGGAAUCCUCCGAUCUUCCUUUUUCCGGGAAGUCAGGGAUUCAAGUGUGAAUCAUGAAAGUGACUAGAAAAUAUAUUUUUGUUAACAAGAAAGGAAAAUUCCUUCCCUAUAUUAACGUCUAAAACAGUAUAUUGAUACCAACUUUUAUCGUAGCUCAUUGAAAACAUCAAGAAGGUCUUUUGAUAAAUUCACGUUGUCAUGGUAUUUUAAUAUUUAAAGAAAAAAGUACGAGCUCUGUAGUUUGGAUACUCUACCAGCACCUAGCUAUAGUUUAUAGGAGACUUGUGCUCGUGAGAAUAUUGGAUUAGCUUCAUGUUACAAAUGUUUGUUCGUUUGUUUACUUCAGGUACGAGAACUAGGUGGAGUUCCUUUGAUGACUAAGGCCACUGACAUGUCUUACACAAUUCCCGAUGAGAAGGUGAGGAAAUGCAGUUAUUCUUCUUUUUGUAAAGGCUCGGGACUUCCAAAAAUUCCUUUUUCAACCUAAUGAACUUACUUUUUUAUUUCCCAGGUUGUCAUAACUUAUGUCGCCUAUCUGUGUGCGCGGUUGCUGGAUCUUCGAGAGGAGACGAGAGCUGCACGCUGCAUUCAGGUGGCCUGGAGACGAUUUCGUCUUAAAAGGCGAUUAGAGCUGAAAAAGGUUGGCUGGUGUUACGUGAACUUUAAAAGGUUUAUCCCAUAUUCGUGAUCGUCAGCUUUAUUUGCUAGAUCCUUCCUUUGCGUGCUUUUUAUUAUCUAUUUCUCAUAUCAUGUUUCUGUUUGCUUUUGUUUUUCCAGAAUGUUGUGAAGAUAGUUGUUUUUAUACAGGUAUGAAAUACUUCAGUAUACAACUUAAGUUGACUAGAAUACAUCUCUUUCGUAUUGUGUUCUCUGUUUGUGAUAACUUUUCGACUAAGCACAAGUUUUACUGGAGAUGCUCAGCUGAGAUAACACUGUCUUCUCUCACAGGCAUGCGCUAGAGCCGCAAUGACACGACGCAGAUUUCAAGCCAUGAGGCAGUCCACUGUUCUCAUUCAGUCUAUAUACCGUGGUCACCUGGUUCGUCGACAACUUCGUGCUCGUCACCAGGCUGCGAACUGCAUUCAGACCCGCUACCUGGCCUUCAAAAAAGGUCGAGAGGUCCUGGAAUGUUACAGAAACCUUCGAAAAAUUGUUGUGCAGCUGCAGCGUACUGUAUUGGCCAAUCAGAGGAAACGAAAGGAAAGGAGAGAUCGAGCUGCGAAAAUAGCACAGUCUGCUUGGAAAGGAUUCAUGGAAAGGAGGAAGUUUGCUGAGAAAAGAGAGGCUUGUAUUCGUAUUCAAGCAUUUAUCAGAGGAGUUAUUCUGCGUGGGCGGUUUUUGCUCCUUCGAAACUCGACUGUGCUAAUUCAGAGAAUCUUCAGGGCAUUGAUGAUCGAGAGAAAAGAGAGAGAACACUUUCUUCGUCUGAGGAAGUGCGUGAUCGUGCUACAGUCGUUAUACAGAGGCAAACGCGAUCGAAAACGCGUGAAGCAGAUUCGCGCGGUUAUCAUGAUUCAAAGCCACGUGCGAGCGUGGGAAACCCGCUCAAGAUUCCUGUUACUGAAACAUGCAGCUACCAAGAUACAGGCUAACGCCAGAAUGUAUCAAACGCGAAAGAAGUUUGCGCUUAUGAAGAGUGCGACAAGAACUUUGCAAGUUCACUUCAGAGCCACUCUCCUUGGACGAGAAGAAAAGAUCAAGUACAUGAAUCAAAAGUCUGCUUGCAUUAAGAUCCAGUCAUUCUUCAGAUGUGAUCUGCAAAGGAAGGCGUUUUUAAAGAAGAGAAAAGCCGCCGUAACGAUUCAGUCCAUUGUCAGGAUGUACCUCGCAAGGUCAAGUUACCGAAACUUGCUUUCGUCAACUGCGAAGAUCCAGAGAAGACUUCGAGAAUUUCUCUACACGAAGAGUAUACAGCAGAAAUAUGUGCACAUGAAGCUAUCUGCAUUAAAGAUCCAGUCAUGCUAUAGAGGUUAUCGGUGCAGGAAGCAGUUUACUCGGGUCAGAUUGGCCACUGUUACCCUUCAAUUACUCACGCGUCGUUUUCUAAGUAGAAAGAAGUUCUUGGCGUUAGCACAUGCUGCUGUCGUGAUUCAGACGCGCUACCGCGCUCUACAGCAGGGACGCCACCAGAGAGUAGAAUAUCACCGCAUCCUUGAUACUGUUGUUCACCUUCAGGCUCUAGUCCGAGGUAACAUUGGCCGUAAACGUCUCGUGGCCCAACAUAGAUCAGCUACUCUGAUUCAGACUGUCUACAGAGGGUACGUUUGUCGCACAAAGUAUCAAUCAUCAAGACAAGCUGCUAUAAACAUACAGCGGCGUUACCGUUCAUUUAUCCUUGGCCGCCAUGUUCGUUCCAAUUUCCAACGUCUUCAACACGCAUCAGUGCAAAUACAAUCUUACUUCCGUGGAUUCCAAGCAAGGAAACAGGUCAAUCUUCUGCGAAGUGCUAUGAAAAUCCAAGCAGCUUAUCGCGGAUACCGAGCUAGAAAGUCAUACAACAAUUCUCGUAACCGUAUCAUUCAUGCUCAAGCAUUAACUCGUGGUUAUUUAACGAGGAAAUAUUAUUACGAGCUCAAGAAAGCCACUGUAAAGCUACAGAGUCGGUACCGUGCCCGCGUGAUUGGCAUGCGUCAGUAUGUAAAUUAUCACGUACAACGCGGUGCCUGCAUCUUGAUACAAGCAGCUGUGCGUGGUUACCAUUGUCGUAAGAGAUAUCUGGUAGUGAGAAACGCCGCAAUAGUCAUUCAACAAAAGUACAAAGCUACGGUAAAGUGUAGGAGCCAACGGGAACGUUACCUUGCUAGUAGACGUGCUGCAAUUCAUCUUCAGGCUUGUGUGCGUGGAUGGCUUGACAGAAAACUGGCGCGAAGACUUCGUGCGGCAAGACUGAUCCAAGCGACAUAUAAGAUGUACAAAGCAAGGGAACAGUUUAUCACAUUCAGAAGUGCUGUACUGAGAUUACAAGCUCAAACACGCAUGAUAAAACAGCGGCAGAGAUUUAUUAGCUUGAAAAACGCAACCGUAGUCAUUCAAAGGAAGUUUAGGGCGGCAGUUCUCUGCAAGCACGAUCAACUUGUAUUUCACUUCAUCCGAGGCGCAGUCAUUACGUUACAGAUGGCUGUAAGAGGAUACCUGGUGCGAACGAGACUUCGUAAAAUGAAUGGUGCCGCUGUUAAAAUCCAGGCUUGUUUUCGCGGGUUUCGGACGUGGAGACGAUAUGAAGCUACCAAGAGAGCUGUGUUGAUUUUACAGCUUCGUUACCGCGCCUGGCUUCUCGGUCGAGCAGUAGCUCGGAAUUUCAAUGCGUUAAAGUCAUCUUCCCUCAUAAUCCAAUCAAGUUAUCGCCGCUACAAGGUGCGACUUAAUUUGAAACGUAAGCAGGCAGCGGUCAAGAUCCAAAGCGCCUAUCGCUGUCAUGUGUGUGCCUCCAAAUAUCUCCUCCAGAAGUCUUCUGCGGUUGUUAUCCAAGCAGAAGUAAGACGCUACAUAGCACGGCGAUCCUAUCAGAACCUUCGUCGUGCUGCAUCUGUGAUUCAGCGCCGAUUCCGAGCUCAGAGGGAGAUGCAGGUGGUCAGACGGUGUUUCACUCUCCAGCGGAAGGCAUGCGUUGUGUUGCAGACUGAGAUUAGAGCAUGGCAUUGCAGACGACACUAUAGCGCGAUUAAAUCGGCAGCCAUCACUAUCCAGCAACACUUCCGAGCUUGCGUUAAGUCUCAUACACAAAGAGAAGGUUUCUUGCAAUUGCGGAGUGCCACUGUUGUGUUUCAGUCUUAUUGGAGAAUGUCGUCGUCUAGAAGAAAAUACAAGAGAGCUCAGGAUGCUGCCAUUAAGAUACAAGCCUUUGCGCGCAUGACAAAAGAAGUUCGGGCUUAUCAAAAGCUCAAGAAUGCGACCAUGGCAUUGCAGAAGAUUUACAGAGCUAAUCACCUUUGCAAAAGGCAGCGUAAAAGUUACGAAAUGAUGCGUCGAGGUGCUAUCAUACUACAAUCGCAUCUUCGUGGUUUCAUAGCGAGACAGCGUGUUGCUGAAAUGCUGAUGGAGAAACAGAGACGGGGAGCAGCUGCCCUGAAGAUUCAGCGUUACUACCGUGGAUAUCGCCUGAUGAAGGAAACUCACUUUACAUAUCACGUGACCCGUGGUGCAAUCAUCACUUUGCAGUCUGCUUUCCGCAUGGUUCGUGCGCAGAAGUUUGCACGCAGGCUCAGAGCUGUUAUUAAGAUACAAGCGGCAUAUCGUACAGCAGUCACACGUAGAAAUUUCCUGGCCGUGCGAGAAUCUGUCUGCAGAAUACAGGCAACGGUUCGUCGCAAUCAAACCCGACAUCAAUUUGUAGCGACAAGGGAAGCAAUCGUUGCAAUUCAACAAUGGUACAGAGCACAAGUGGCAAUGAGGGAGAUCUAUGCAGAGUAUCAGUGCCUCAGACGCGCCACAGUCCUCAUUCAGUCGUAUUACAAAGGUUAUUGUCAGCGGAAGUCUUAUCUUUGUGACAGACAAAAGGUAGUGCUGGUUCAGUCUUCCGUGCGCAUGCAUCUACAACGGACGAAGUUCCUUCAAAAACGCUCGGCAGUCAUCGUCAUUCAAUGUCGGUAUCGAUCGUUCAUCAUCGGCCAAGAUGUCCGUCAGAGAUUCCGUCAGAUGAAAUGGGCAGCUACUAGAAUCCAGGUAGUUGAAACAGUCCAUUUUUCACGGAUGUUUUUAUUGUACUUUGAUCAAUGUCAGUAUCUAAGGAACUGCACACCUACCCCUCCCGCAACCCAACAUUAACCCUAACUUGUUUUCAGUUGACUGUUGUUGACUCAGGGGAGGGGUAGGUGCGCACUUUCUCAGAUACUAACAUUGUUCUUAGGCCCUUUUAUGAAGCAUGCUCUAUCUUUCGGAUUACAAGAACUUGUUUUAAUGUUCUAUAUGUAACUGGUCAGUCAAUGUAAGAUUACAAAAGUCCAUUUUACGUUUUCAAGAAAGAUCACAUGUAAGUCAUAAGUAGUGCUUUCUUUCCUUUCAUUUAUACGCAGAGCUUUUACCGAGGUUGCCAAGCGAGAGAUGAAGUGAAGAAACUGAGAUCAGCCAUACUUAUUCAGUCUCAUGCACGUGGAAUGAUUCAGAGGCAGAAAUACUACCAUGCCAAACAAAUACUGAUCAGAAUGCAAGCCUCAGUAAAGGCCUGGCACUAUCGGAAGAGUUACUUAGAACUCAAAGCCGCGACAGUUUUCCUGCAAAGAAAAGUGCGAGCUAAUAUUGCCUCAAGAAGGGCGAGCGCAGAAUUUCAAGAGGUCAAACGCGCAGUAGUUACGCUUCAAUCUUUUUACCGUGGCUGGAAGGCUCGCUUCUUUGUCCGUCAACUGAAGGCUGUGAUUCAGAUUCAGAAAUGGUUCCGAGGUACAAUGGCUGGAAGAACAGCUCGUGAAGAUUAUCGAAGACUCAAGGAUGCUACUCUCAUACUGCAGGCCGCUUUCCGUGGAUACCGCGGGCGGAUGGUCGCUCGUAAAAUGUUCGCUGCUCGUGUUAUUCAGGCAGCUUUCAGAGGAUUUAUAACAAGAAGGAAGAUAAAAGUAAGAGUUUUCUUUUAGAUAUGUUUUCAUGUGUUUUAUAUCUGAGAUAAUGAAGAAGUUUACCUUUCGAUUAUCAGUGAACUUCAAUCGCUUGACUGACAAACAACUCCUGAAUUGACACAAUAUCUUUUAGGACUACACUCACACGUAUACGAGCAACUGUUGCACCAGGAUUCAAAUCAUUUACUGCAUUUCGCAUAACUCAAUCAAAGUCUACGAACGUUAAACUGAGUUUGAGUUGUCAAUAAUUGCUAAUUUGUUUUGCAAUACUUCUCUUUUCCAGCGUCAGAAGGCGCAGCGUUUGGUACAGUUGAAAACGUUUGCGGCAGCUGCAUAUCAUCAUCUGAAAGCCAUCAGAAUCCAGCGUUGUUAUCGGCGGGCACGGGCAAUAGUGGUGGCAAAAGCGCGGAUGGACGCAGUUCUUCUAAUCCAGGUAUGAUAAUUCGAGGAUAUAUCUUGCUUGGCGCAAAAUUACAAAAUUUGUUUCUGGACUUGUCUUGCUAUCUGCCUUAGCUUGUUGUUAAGGCUAUCAAUAUCUGUUCUUUAUAAAAGAGAGAGAGGUUCAAGUUCUCUAGUUACUCUUGAAGUCAGUAAUCAUCCAGGCUGCAAUUUUAUAGGGCUCUUCUACCUAAACAGGAACUAAGUAAAGAAAGUUGCUUUCUUUUCUUCCCUCAGUAUUGGUGGCGCGGUGUGCUUCAACAUCGGAGGUUUACCACUCUUCGCUCAGCCGCUGUUUUUGUACAGAGAGCAGCACGGAAGAAACUGGUGACGAAAAACAAAAACGCAGCGAAGAUCCAGUCCCUUAUCCGUGGAGUCCUGGCAAGGAAUCAUUUGCGAAAACGUCGGGCAUGCGCACUGAGAAUACAAGUUAGAAAAAUACUACUUGUGUUUACAUAAUUUGCUUAGUCUUCACUCUUUGUUGAGCAAUAACUCCUCGAGAUGUUAGUGUCGCUGAUUUCUUAUGCUUUUUUUCUUCUUUUUUUUCCUCAAGGCUUUGUGGCAAGGUUACCGAGUUCGACGUGGAGUGUCAUCCGUUAAGGUUAAAAAAGCGCGCAAGCGGAUCAAGUCCGCAAAUGCUGCAGCAACUGAAUCAAUGAAGCUUUGUAACCGCACCAGGUCCGCCCUUGACUUCCUAUUGCAGUGUAAGAAUAUCAGCAAGAUAGUGGGAGCGCUUGUUAACCUGGGUGAGUUCCUUGAGAAAAAAAUAAUUACUAUUUUAAAGCCCAAUCACAGCAAGACAAAAACAUGACAAGAGGCUAAGUGAUAUCAAAACAAGAUAUCAGAAAAAGGUGUGAACUUCAAGCGUGUAAGCUUGAAAAAAGAUUCAAUCGAUUUUAGUUUUGCAUCUGAUUGAGAAUAACGCGACUUUUCACGACCAACUGUUCGACGAAUAAGCGCUGACCCGAAGAACGAGAGCUGCAUGUAGCAUCCACUCUGAACGGAAGGCUGAAACUUUAUGAGAAUUGUGCCAUUAACCGUUGUUAUUGUUUGUAUCUCAGAGGUUGUAACUCGUCUGUCGGAGGUUUGCUGUCAGCAGGUCGUGAGAGAUGGUGCACUGCCUGUUAUAUUCAAAGUAAUCAAGAAGUGCAACCGCAGUUUACCGCACUUAGAAGUCAUUAAAUAUUCCAUAUCAAUACUCUUCAAUGUCGCACAGGUAAGAAAAACGUCCCCCUUAUCGUAGUUACCUACAUAACUUUGCGUCAGAUUCAUCCCUUCGGAGCAUACGAGAACAUGACAGAUAUAGUUGAAAUUCACGAAUAUAAUUAUUAGCUAUCUUCUGUUCCACAGUACCCGUCAGUUUAUACUACUGUUUAUGAGCAACCAGAUUCUAUCGAAACCUUGGUUGAACUGUUGGCAAACUUCCGAGAUAAAAGUUUCCUCUUCGCCAAAACUUGCUGCCUUCUUUUCGUUUUAUGCCGGGAUUCCUCGAUCGCUCAAGACAUUCUCAACAUGACAAAGAUUGUAGAAGAUAUCAAGAGUGUCCACAAGAUAGCGGAACGAAACCAUCGACUGGAAGCUAAGCGAAACAAGGUCAACGAGAGGAGCACCUGCCAGUUAGCCCCACCCACGCCUUAUAAGGGAAAGAAAUUCAACUCAGUGAAAUGGCAGCAACGGCUGAAUAUGGUCCAAGAUCCUUUGGAGGCAGUAAGACUACUCGUGAAGAAACUGGGCCUGGCUCCGUUGGAUGAAUGAAGAAUUAUUUUGUCUUUUACCCCCCUGAUUUUUAAUUCGUUAUUUUAUAUACCCUUUCCAUUGUAUUUUAUCUGUAUACACAGCGACAGUUCAGUUUUAUCGCAAUUCAAACUGCGAGCAUUUACGUCAUAUUCGCACAUCAUGUGCGGUGAUGUUUGAGAUGGGCCUUCGACGGCGGGAACGUUCGCAACAUUUUUACAAGCUUUAGUUUUCAAUUCCUGUCUUAUAUUCGCUGUUUUAAACAAUCUCUCCAACUUGGGUACAUUUUUGAACUGCUGCACGUCUUCGCCAAAGCCGCAACAGACACUUUCAUUACAAAAUAUUGUAGCUAGCAAAAUAUUUAUAGCUAUGUAAUAAUGAUAACAUUUAAGUUGUUAGUACACAGAAAACGGGACGGAGAAUCAUGAUGGGACACUUCACGCU
This is a messenger RNA of Pocillopora meandrina, 16490 nucleotides long. Lineage: Eukaryota; Metazoa; Cnidaria; Anthozoa; Scleractinia; Pocilloporidae. The record is from the annotation of a GenBank genome assembly.